AUCCUCAAGACUUUCCGAUAUGGGUAUUUCUCGUUCAUCCCGGCACAAACGCUCCGCAACCGGUGCCCAGCGCGCUCAUUAUCGCAAGAAGAGAAAGUUCGAGCUCGGACGUCAACCCGCUAACACUAAGCUUGGUGUUAAACGUGUCCAUACUGUGCGUGUUCGUGGUGGAAACAUCAAGUACCGCGCUCUCCGACUUGAAUCUGGUAACUUCGCAUGGGCUUCUGAACAUGUAACAAAAAAAACCAGGCUUAUCGGCGUCGUGUACAACGCUUCCAACAACGAGUUGGUCCGUACCAACACCCUGGUCAAGAGUGCUAUCAUCCAGGUCGAUGCUACUCCUUUCAGGCAAUGGUAUGAAGCUCACUACGCCCAACCCAUAACGAAGAAGGGUGCGAAAGCACAAACCGCUGCUCCCACAGAGGAGGCGAAAAAACUUUCUAACCAUGCACAACGCAACUUGGAAGAGAGAAAGAAGGAUGCUAAAAUCGACACUCUUCUGGAAUCUCAAUUCGCUGCUGGUCGCCUGUACGCUGCCAUUUCGAGCCGGCCCGGUCAGUCUGGCCGUGCCGACGGGUAUAUUCUCGAAGGAAAGGAGCUUGAGUUUUACCUCAGGAAACUCAGAUCAGGCAAGCAGAAGCACGCUCACAAUGCAUGAGUAUAUUAUUUUUUGCUGCUUUUAUUGCCUACCGGUGUCCUGGGGCAUGCAAUGCAGGUGUGGAGGACCAGGAUGUAGUGAUGCCCGUAAAAAUAGGAAAUGUGCUAGUGUAUGACGACAUGCCUCUCCCGAAACUAUGUUUUUUCCUGCAAUCCAUGAAAUUUUCCGCUUCACAUGCCAACAAAUUUCCGGGUGAUGUUAAGUUACCCAAGGCAGGUUGCUGAUGGUCACUUGGCUGGAAGAUGUCAUGUACCGGUGGC
Molecule: messenger RNA, 918 nt
Organism: Serpula lacrymans var. lacrymans S7.9
Lineage: Eukaryota; Fungi; Basidiomycota; Agaricomycetes; Boletales; Serpulaceae
Exons: 6
Coding region: 20-658 (212 amino acids)
Biological process (GO): translation; maturation of SSU-rRNA from tricistronic rRNA transcript (SSU-rRNA, 5.8S rRNA, LSU-rRNA)
Cellular component (GO): cytosolic small ribosomal subunit; ribosome
Molecular function (GO): structural constituent of ribosome
Source: RefSeq, a predicted model, not a curated record